Molecule: messenger RNA, 762 nt
Organism: Hyaena hyaena (striped hyena)
Lineage: Eukaryota; Metazoa; Chordata; Mammalia; Carnivora; Hyaenidae
Product: HLA class II histocompatibility antigen, DQ alpha 2 chain-like
Biological process (GO): antigen processing and presentation of exogenous peptide antigen via MHC class II; positive regulation of T cell activation; immunoglobulin production involved in immunoglobulin-mediated immune response
Cellular component (GO): MHC class II protein complex; membrane
Molecular function (GO): MHC class II protein complex binding
Source: RefSeq, a predicted model, not a curated record
AUGACCCUAAAUGGUGUUCUAAUUCUGGGGAUCCUUGCCCUGACCACCACAAUGAGCCCCUGUGGUGGUGAAGACAUUGUGGCUGACCACGUUGCUGCCUACGGCAUAAAUGUCUACCAGUCUCACGGUCCCUCUGGUCAGUUUACCCAUGAAUUUGAUGGAGAUGAGGAGUUCUACUUGGGUCUGGAGAAGAAGGAAACUGUCUGGAGGCUUCCUGGGCUUAGCACAUUUGCAACUUUUGACCCACAGAGUGCACUGAGAAAUUUGGCUAUAACAAAACAAAACUUGAACAUCCUGAUUAAAUCCUUCAACUAUACUGCUGCUACCAAUGAAGUUCCUGAGGUGACUGUGUUUCCCAAGUCUCCUGUGACACUGGGACAGCCCAACACCCUCAUCUGUCUUGUGGACAACAUCUUUCCUCCUGUGAUCAAUGUCACGUGGUUGAAGAAUAGGCUCUCAGUCACAGAAGGUGUUUCUGAAACCAGCUUCCUCGCCAAAAAGGAUCAUUCCUUCUUUAAUUACCUCACCUUCCUCCCUUCUGCUGAUGAUAUUUAUGACUGCGAGGUAGAGCACUGGGGCCUGGAUGAGCCACUUCUCAAACACUGGGAACCUGAGAUCCCAACCCCUAUGUCAGAGUGGACAGAGAUUGUGGUGUGUGUCCUGAGACUGUCCAUGGGCCUCAUGGGCAUCGUGGUGGGCACUGUCUUCAUUAUCCAAGGCCUGAGCUCAGGUGGUGCCUCCGGACAUCAAGGGCCUUUGUGA